Soboliphyme baturini is the source of this 534-nucleotide messenger RNA. The record is from the annotation of a GenBank genome assembly. NCBI's taxonomy places the organism in Eukaryota, Metazoa, Nematoda, Enoplea, Dioctophymatida, Soboliphymatidae.
AUGACUAAAGGAGAACUUGAUGUCAACAGCACUGGAAAGCUGGAAGUUGUGUUUUUUUCGACUCCGGAAUCUGACAUACCCUCUUCAUCUGAAUCAACAGGAAUUCCUCUGCAGCAUAAAUUCCUUACCGGCAACUUACCGUUCCAGACAUUGGCUGCGGUAUCAGAAGACAAAAUUGCGAUCGAGCAUCCUGAAAACGAUAUUGGAAGCCUGGCUCUUGAAGGCAGGGUCCUACAGAAGGCCGAGUGCCAGCCUCCUCCAAACAAGAAAUAUAUGGACAUGAAAGUAAAUCAUAUCGAAAAAAUUAGCAAGCCUGAAAAGCAGAUCAUAUCCAUCAAUCGGGCGGAAGUGAAGUUCAAGCCGAUCGCUAGACAUGCGGAAGACGUUACGUAUGGAAAGCGGAAGGGAGUAAAGAAUGUCCGGUUAGAAAAGCAGAGUUUGCUGGAAAUCCUAUUCCAGGCUUUCGAAAAUCAUCAAUACUAUAAACUGGUCGAUCUUGCUCGAGUUACUCAGCAGCCUCCGGUGAGGCAGUAG